UAUCUCAACAGGAGAAGUUGCUUCUGCAACGACCGUAGCUCCAACUCUCCUCCAAUGGCGACAGUGAUCCACCUCUCUUCGAUUCACACUUCGAUGCCUUCUCUUCGUAUAUUCUCUGCUCAUUCUUCCAGAAAUAACCCUAACCUCUCAUUCUAUUCACAACCCAGACCCUUCUCCCUCACUUUCCCAUCCAUUUCUCUUAGCCCUUGCACCAAACCCAGACCUCGGGCUUCGGUCAUCGCUUUGGCUCUCAAGACCCUUUCGGAGACGGAGGUAGUCGCCGUUCCGGAGAAUUCCGAUCAAGUCACCGGAAAAUUCCCGCCAGAUACCGGCGUUUACGCCGUUUAUGACGAUAACGGUGACCUUCAAUUCGUCGGCUUAUCGAGGAAUAUCGCGGCGAGUGUUCUCGCUCAUCGGAAAUCUGUGCCGGAGCUCUGCCACUCAGUCAAGGUUGGUGUAGUAGAUGAACCAGAUAGGGAAUCUCUAACUCAAGCUUGGAAAUCAUGGAUGGAGGAGCACAUUAAAGCCACUGGAAAGGUACCUCCAGGUAAUGAAUCCGGUAAUGCCACUUGGGCUCGUCAAGCCCCAAAGAAGAAGGCUGAUUUACGGCUAACACCAGGCCGCAAUGUCCAACUGACAGUCCCGCUAGAGGACCUCAUUGAUCGGUUGGUAAAGGAGAACAAAGUGGUGGCUUUUAUUAAAGGUUCAAGAAGUGCACCACUUUGUGGAUUCUCACAAAGAGUUGUUGGCAUCCUUGAAAAUCAAGGUGUGGAUUACGAGAGUGUCGAUGUGCUUGACGACGAACAUAAUCCCGGACUAAGGGAGACACUAAAGAGUUACAGCAACUGGCCUACAUUCCCUCAAAUCUUUGUUAAUGGAGAAUUGAUAGGGGGUUGUGAUAUUCUAAGCUCAAUGUAUGAAAAGGGUGAGCUAUCAGAUUUGUUCAAAAAGUAGCUCUAAGUUUUUGAGCUGUUUAGGUAGUAAUGGUCAUUAUGGCUAAUGAGCUAAAAAAAGGAACAUUGAGUCUUAGGCUUGUAAUUUGAUUUGUGAGCUUUAUUUAUAAGAAUUGAGAAAAUAAAUGGGGUUGUUAGAGAAAUGACUCACUUUGGAAAUUUGAUUUAUUAAUUAUCAUUAUUCCUUUGUCACUA
Humulus lupulus (European hop) is the source of this 1148-nucleotide messenger RNA. RefSeq names its product bifunctional monothiol glutaredoxin-S16, chloroplastic. Lineage: Eukaryota; Viridiplantae; Streptophyta; Magnoliopsida; Rosales; Cannabaceae. The transcript has 2 exons. The record is from RefSeq and is a predicted model, not a curated record. Bases 55 to 954 code for a protein of 299 amino acids.